Molecule: messenger RNA, 8063 nt
Organism: Dictyostelium purpureum
Lineage: Eukaryota; Evosea; Eumycetozoa; Dictyosteliales; Dictyosteliaceae
Exons: 6
Coding region: 1-8010 (2669 amino acids)
Molecular function (GO): Hsp70 protein binding
Source: RefSeq, a predicted model, not a curated record
AUGGUAAUUAAACAAAGAAACCAAAAGUUAGAUAUAAUCACAGGUAUUAGGAACAAUUUAGCUAAGUAUCAAGAGUCUAAAAUAUUUAGAGAAAUUGUUCAGAAUGCUGAAGAUGCUGGUGCAAAUGAAGUCAUCAUUAAAUUAGAUUUAAAUACCUAUGGCUCUGAGAAAUUAUUUUUUAAAGAAGAUGAUGAAUUCUAUAACAACUUAAAGGAUCUACAAGGACCAAGUAUUAUCAUUUAUAACAAUGGUGUAUUUAAAGAUAGUGAUUGGGAAGGUAUUGAAUAUAUCGGUGAAGGAUCAAAAAAGAAAGAUAUGCUUUCAAUUGGUAAUUUUGGAUUGGGAUUCAAUUCAACAUACCAUAUUACUGAUUGCCCUCAAAUUAUAUCUGGAAAAAAGCUUUGGUUUUUAGAUCCACACAAGCUAAUUAAAGAGGGUAUCGAAUGUGCUGACUUUACUGCUGAAAACUAUGAAGAGUAUGAAGACCAGUUUAAACCAUUUGAACAGUUUGGCUGUACAAUGAAGUCGUAUUUCGAAGGUACCAUCAUUCGUUUACCAUUGAGACUAAGAGGAAACAAAAUCAAAGAAAAACCACUGUCUAUUGGGGAUUGUAAAAAAAUUCUUGAAGAAUUUUACAAUGAAAUGUUAGAAAUCCCAAUCUUUCUUAAAGUAAUAUCAUCUAUUACUCUUGAGACAGGCUCUAAUUUUAUUUUUAAGGUUCGAGUUAAAAACCAUGACCAAGUUCAAAAUGAAAGAAAAAAAGUUAGUGAAAAUUUAAAAACAAUUGUAAACAAUGAAAUGAUUGAUAAAACUGACAAUUAUGAAUUCAACACAAUUAUAUCAAAAAAAAAUCAAAAUGAUUUUAAAUCAAUAUAUCAACUUGAAAUGGAAACAUCAUUAAAUAAUAAUGGUGAAAUCAAAACAAAUGAAAUCAGUUUCAUUGUAUCACAAGGUAUAUUGGUUUCAAAUGAACUCAACUCUCUUGUAAUUGACUCAGAGAUCAAAUUAGUAUCUUAUGGAGGUGUUGCAAUUCCAAUUACAAAUAAUAAUGGCACUAUUGAAGUAUAUGAUAAAGAGUUUCAAGGUAAACCAUUCUGCUUUUUACCAAUAGGUAAUCAAAAAAUCAGUUCAAAGGCUCAUGUAUUUGGAUACUAUAUUCUUUCUGAUGCUCGUUCUGAAAUUCAAUACACAAGUCAAUCAAAUCUUGUAUACACUCAAGAGUACAAAAUCAAUAAAUGGAAUCAUUUUAUCUCAGAAUCAGUUGUUCCAUUUUUUUAUAAAGAAGCACUAAAUUACAUGACCAAAUUCAAUAUCGAUCUGGUAUCAUAUUUCCCAUACCACUGUCUUGUAAACAAGUCAAGUAACUCAUCAGCCGAAAUUGACUUUUCAACCAAUACAAUGAAGCAUGUAAUGGAGGGAAAUUAUUUUUUAAAUUAUUUUAAUAGAACGGGGUCGCAAUAUAAUUCUUAUAAUGGCUCGGUUAUUGUUGAAGAAAAUACUAAAUCGUUUGUUUUAGACUAUUUAAGGGAAUCAAAUUAUCAAACAAUACUUUUGAAUAACCUUUUCAUCAGCUAUCUCAAAAAUAAUGGAUUUAAUACAAGUUGUAUAAUUUCUCCAAAGUUACUAUGUUCAUUGUUAUCAAAGAAUCAACUUACUGAAUAUUCUGAAGAUAUUCUAGACUAUAUUUGCUCAUGUGAUUUAGUAGUUACAAAUGGAUUUUUAAACAAUCUACAAAUUCUUCCUAUAAACCAUUCAAACAUUAGAAAAUUGGACUCAUUACAAGAAAAAAAACCCAUCUACUUUUCUAAAUAUGAUUUUAUUAUAGUUUCAAAUAAUAUAUAUCAACUAUUAAAUAACAUUGGUGCAAAUUUAGAUUAUAUUCUUGACAUCUCACUGCUUAGUAAAACAUUUUGUGAAAAGAUAGACCUUAUCAAGAAAUCAUAUCACAAUAUUAAAUCAAUCGAUAUUUAUUCAUUUUUAAAUAAAAUAAAUAUGGUUGCAGAUAGAGAAACCAAUUAUUCAAAAGAAAUUUGGGAGGUUAUUAGAAGUUUAUAUUAUUUUAAUGAUGCUUCAAUAAAUGAAUCAAUAUCAAAAUUACAUAUUUUUCCAUACAAGGAGGGUCAAUUAUCAAAAUUUGGUUUUUCCAAUAUCAAAUAUAUUAACUUUAACCACCCAAGGGUUUUUCCAAAAUCAAACUCAAUAUUUUCUGAAAACAAUAGAAUUAUUUUCGAAAAAUUAAAAAUUAUUUUUGUUGAAAAUGAAAACUGUAUUGUUCAAAUGUUUUUAUCAAAUUAUUGCCAUUCAAAGAGUUUCAUUGAUAAAUUGUAUCUAGAAAUUGGAAAACAUGAUUCAUUCGAGCAAAUACUUUUACCCGAAGAGAUAUCAUCCCUCAGAAAAUACUUGUACAAUUUAGCGAAUCAAAAUGGUUUUACAAAAUGGAGCAACACUAAUAAGAAUUUGUUUUUUUCAAUGCCAAUUCAUGAAUGUAUUGGUAAUUCAAAUAAAAAAUUCACAUUCAUUUCAAACCAAUCCACAUGCAUUAAGUUUUCAGAUAUUAGAGAUUAUGAAAUCAAUGGCAAAGAAGUUGUUUUAAUAAAUAGCAAUGAAUAUGAUGGUAUUCCAUUACCAACUAAUUCAAUUUAUAAAAAUGACUUUUUGGUUUAUUUAAACUAUCUUUUACCAAACCUGCAAUAUUUUUCAGAAGAAAAAUCCAUUCAAGUUAUUAAAACAUUUGGAAACAAAUACUUAUAUAGGUCAAGUUAUGGAACAUAUAAUAAUUCCGGAGUAAUAUAUACACCAGAGUCCGAUGUUAUCUACUCAAAUGAACUUUAUAAAUCAAAUUGGAUAUUAACAUCGAGUAGUCGAUAUAUUAAUUUAAAAAACGUGUACCAUCUUUCAAAAAAAGAUAUUGAAAUAUAUGAAAUUAUCAAACCAGAACUUGUAAUCCAUAAAGAGAUAUACUUUAUUUCAGACAUUUUAUUAAAACUACAAUUAAUUAAUGAUAUUACUUUUAGCCAAACUAUCGAUUCAAUUAUAGAAUUCCUCCAAAGUAACUCUUGUGAUCAAAAACUUUUCGAUUUAUUGAUAAAAUACUUUAAUCAAAUUGAUCCAUUCAAAGCAAACGGUAUGUUAGAUAAAAUCAAAAAUAUUAAUUUCAUUCCAAGCUCUAUUGUAGAAACGUAUCCAGGUUUUGAACCAAAUACACCAACCAUUUCACUCUCAGAAGUUACUAUUUUAGAACAUAAAGAUAUCAAGUUUUCAAUAAAAUAUCCAAUCAAAUUUGAAAAUAAAUCAAACAUUUACAAUUAUUUAAAAGAUGACAGCCAAUCAGUUUUCGAUCAUUGGUAUACAUUAUUAAUAAAAAAACCUUUUCCAAAGGAUUUAAAUUUAGAUAUAGUUUUCAAAUCAAUUUAUAAAUUUGUUUCAAAAAUUAAAGAAUUGUCACCACAACAAGAGCAAGUAUUAAAACAAAUUAAAGAAUAUGGUAUAUUAUGGCACAUAGAUCAAUUUAUCAAUAUUGAAAAAUUGUACUACAAAGGUGAAAAUGUAGUUUUCUCUCCAUUUUAUUACAAAGUUGAUCAAUUAGCUUUUCCAAUUUUUAAAGAAAUAAUAAAGGAAAAUUUAUACUUAGAAGAUUAUUACAAUAUAAUUUCAGAAAUUCAAAAGCAAGAAAUAAAUCAAGAUUUAAUUCAAAUGUAUUGUUAUUGCUUAAGGUUAAUUUCAAAUUUCAAUAGUGAGGACAUAAACAAAGAUAGAAUUAAGCUUUUACCAACUAUAGAAAACCAAUUAAUUGAGUUUGAUAAAGUUGUAUUCUCUGAAACUGCUAUUCCAGAAAGUAUGGAUUAUCAUCAAUUAAAUAAACUUAUUGACCUAUUAACAGUAGAGAAAUUAAAAAUAUCAAAACUAUCGCAAAUUAUACAAGAAGAGGUUGCAUGUUCUUUUGGUCAAAAUGAAGAAUUGGUUCCACGAUUACAAGGCCUUAUUAAAGAUUAUGGAGUACAAAGUUUUUUCAAUGAAAUGAUUCAAAAUGCCAGUGAUGCCAAUGCAUCUGAAGUUAAAAUAUUUAUGGAUCAAAAUAGUUAUAAAAGUGAAUAUAUAAAAAAAGAAGAUGUUCCAGAUAUUGAAAAUUAUCUUUCCAAUUCUUUAGUUAUUUAUAAUAACUCAAUAUUUACAGAUCAAGAUAUUGAAAAUGUUCAAAGAAUUAGUUCAUCAUACAAAAAACAAGAUGAAUCAAAAAUUGGUUUCAAUGGUUUAGGUAUUAACUCAGCAUACAACUUUUCUAAUGUUAUUACAAUUUUAUCUGGAAAGUAUUUAAUGAUAUUAGAUCCAUUGGUUAGCCAUAUUCCAGAGUCAAUUAAAAAAGCAACAGGUGCCAAACUUGAAAUUAAAAAACACUUUAAUGUAAAAAAAGAUUAUUUCAAACCAUUUUUAAUAUACAAAAAACUAUUCAAUAUUGAUUUCGAUCAAGGAGAAUUUAAAGGAACCAUUAUUAGAUUACCAUUAAAAAAAAAUCUAUAUAAACAUAGGAGUAUUAAAAAUGUAGAGUUUAAUACUCAAAGUAUUUUAGAACUCUUUUCAAAUUUUAAUCAGAACAAACCUCACAAUUGUAUGCUUUUCACAAAAAUUAAUGAAAUUGAAAUCGGCUUUUUAACAAAUAAAUAUGAAUCAUUAUAUAAAACAACUAAACUAUCGGUAAAGAGUCUCAUACAAAGAGAAACACAUAAAUUAUUAGAUUGUAUUCCAAUGGAUAUAACAGAACAUACUUAUGAAGUAAUAAAUAAAACACAAAAGGAAACAAAGAUAUUCAUAAUUGGUUCAACAACUGUAUUUGAAAACAAUGAAGAGUUUUUAAAUAAUUUACCAAAAGACAAUAAAAUAAGAAAGUUCCUCACAAUGUAUACCGAAGAAAAGAGAAAACCUUACGGUGGUAUUGCAUUUGAAAUAUCGGAUGUAAAUGGAUCUUAUAUAAAACAAAAAUCAAAAUCAUUUUGUUACCUUCCAUUCGAAGAUAUUGACCUACCAAUCCAUGUUAAUGGUUUCUUUUCAAUGACAACAGCAAGAGAUAUAUUGGAAAAAGAAAGAGCUAUGAAUUAUCAAAUGAAUGAAGAUCCAUUGGAAAAAGUCGUCAGUAAAACUACACAAAGUCUAGAGUCAUUCUCUAUUUACUGGAACAACUUAUUAAUUGAAGAACUUAUUACUCCAAUCUUUAUCAAAACAUUAUUAUUAUACAAAGAAGAUUAUAUUUUAGGUAGAGAAUACCCAGAUAAAAAUACAUACAUGAAGUUAACCAAAAAAUAUUAUGAAAUUUUCCCAAAAAAUCAAACAUAUAGUAGUACAAUCUUCCAAAAGUUUAUCCAUAAGUUCUAUCAAAUUUCAAUUGAACACCAAUUUGACUAUUUUAUUCCUCAUCCUAAUUAUUGUUCAAGAAAAAGUCCAAUUAAAUUUUUAUUAUUAAUUGAUAGUGAUCAAAAACUAUCAAUGUCUACAUUAAAAUGUUUUUCAAAUUAUGGCGAUAUAUAUUUUAUUCCAGAAGAACUCUGUGAACAACUAAAAUUGGAACAAAAUAUAAUGGAGCCACAGUUAUUAUCAAAAAUAAUACAAAACAAAACAUUAGACAAAGAUAUUUUAAAUAAUAAUACCAGUUUAAUUGAAAUCAUUGAAUAUUUAGGUCCAGAGCUAUCAAAUGGUUGCCAACUUUUAAAAUUAAACAAUGGUACUUUCGACUUUGUUAAUAGAAAAACAACUUUAAAGUUUAACCAAGAAUAUUAUAACUUAGUCAAAGACAACGUAAAGAUCUCUAAAGAUGAAUUAUUUUUAGAUAAAGAAUUUUCAGAAAUGGCUUUCGAUAACAAAACCAAUCCAACUUCAUGCCCAGGAGUUACCAAAUUAAAGCCAAUCGAAUUCUUUUUCGAAAUUAUUUUCCCAAAUUAUGAAAGUUUUACUUUAGAAGAAAAUAUUUCAAUUUUAAACUUUUUAAAGAAAUCUUUUUUCAAAAAUGACAAAUUUACACAAAAAUUGGAAGAAGAUCAAUAUGAUAAAUUUAAAAAAUAUAAAUUAAUUCCAUGCAAUUUUAAAGAUAUUCCCCAACUUCGAUCAAUUUCAGAAUUAUACAGCUUUCAAUUUAAAGGAAUCUUCGAUUUACCUUUUCCAUUAAAUUGCUUCAAUUCCAAAGAAUGGAAUAGUGUAUUUGAAAAUUUUGGUAUCAAAAACUAUCUAGAUAAAGAAAGUAUUGAAAGAGAAUUCAAGAGAUUGUCAAAAGACUUUUAUUUAAAAAAUUCAAAUGAUUCCCAAUCAGAAAAAAAAUUAGUAGAAAGAUCAAAAAUGUUAUGGACUCUUUUAAAAUCUAACAUAGAUUUAAUAGAAUCAUAUAACGAAAUUUGUGAUAACAUAAAAGAACUUAAUAUCAUCCCUACUUCAUCUUUAAAUUUAAUUGAUGCCAAACCAAAUCCACCUCUUUUGGGAAGAAUAAAGAAAUGUUUUUUUAACCAAAAAUAUAAAAAUCUUCUCUUUACAAUUAAAUAUCAAUGUUCAGAACCAAUCGAUAUCCCAGAUAAUGAUAAUUAUAUACAAAUAACAAAUGAAAUGGUUUUUAAAAAUUUAUUCAAAAUACUUCAAGGUCAAAACAAUUGGAGAAAUAAUAAUCAUAUAUUUGAUAAUAGACUAUUCAACCUCUUAAAAGAAAAUUGUCAAUAUUUAGAAAAUCAGUUGAUACGUGGUUAUCAAAUUAAAAAUAUCAAUGAGUACCAAAUUGAAAGAUUACCAAUUCAAAAUUCAAAUUUAUCAAUAGAAUUCGAAAAUAUUAUUUUUGAAAAUAAUUUUGAACUAGAACCAUUCUUUAAACCAUUACCAAAUUUUUAUUCAACCUUCCAUAAUUUAUUCACAUUAUUGGGUGUAAAAACAAUUAAUAAUAAGCAAACAAUAGUCAAUAGAUUAGAACAAUUCCUCCACCAUGACAUUACAAACGAAAUUCAAUCAUUUAAAAAAAUAUUGGGAAUUUUGUCGCCAUUAUAUGAUCAAACAGAUAAAACAGUUCCAAUUUUAACAAAUAUAAAUUUUUUAAAACCAUUAUCAGAAGUAUUUUAUAUUGAUAAUCAAAUGAUCUUUGAUAGAAUAAAUAUUGCAGGUAGACUAUGGGUUGCAAGUGAAAUAUACAAUAAUUUCGAUGCCUGGGGAAUUCCUAAACUAUCAACUCUAGUAAACGAAGAAAUUAAUAAAGAAACUUCAAAAUUCAAUCAAAAUUUUGAAUCAUCAGAAUUCAAUAUAUUCAAUUCUGGAUUUUUAACAGAUCCCGAACUUGUUUCAUUAAUUUCAAAUCAUCCAAAUAAAAUGAAAUUACAAAAUAUCACUAUCAACUUUGGAUCUAUAAUCUUAAAAACAAUUUUAAAAACAGAUAACUCCAAUAUUUCAAAUAAUAAGAAAACAAAAUAUUUCUAUGACCCUGGUACAAAUAUCUUAUACAUUGAUGAAGCCAACAAUCAACUAUAUUCUAUUUUAGAAGAAAUUUAUAGGAUCCAAAAAAAUUCAUUAUGCAGUAUCUUUAAUAGAAUUUUAGCAGAAGGAAAUAAAGACGAAACAAAAAAGAAAAAUGAAACUUUUGAAAAAAUAUUAAAAACAAACAUAUUAAAUGUUUCAGAAAAAGAUAAAAAAAAAAUAAAUCAAAAAUCACUAUUAUUUUUUCAAAUAGCUUUAAAAAAGAAUCAGAUAGCAACAAAAAUGUACCAAAGCCAAGAUUAUGACGAAGUUUUUAAAUACUGUAACAAAUCUAUUUCAUUUUCAGUUAAAAGUAUUUUAGAAUAUCAAGAUAUUCCAUAUAGUUCAAUUUCUAAAACUAAUAGAUUAAAAGGGUUAACAAACAGUCUAAACUCACUAAGAGAGCUUACACUAUUUGAAACCGAUUUGAAUCAAUUCAAAACAUCAUUAUGCAGAGUCUCUAAUCAAGUAAACUCUUCUCAAAUAUUAGAUUUAUCAAACAAUUAUUUAAAAGAAGCAGAAAAAAUAAUCAAUAAUUAACAAAAUAUUAUCAAUAAAAUAUAAAACUUUUUUUAAUUAAUUUUUUUGAAGUU